Messenger RNA from Plectropomus leopardus (leopard coralgrouper), 1158 nucleotides. It is a transcript of the gene ccno, whose product is annotated as cyclin O. Lineage: Eukaryota; Metazoa; Chordata; Actinopteri; Perciformes; Serranidae. The record is from RefSeq and is a predicted model, not a curated record.
AUGGUAUCAUUUGUGACCGGUGAAUGUGGCACCGAGACUGUUUACAAACGGAGACGGACAACCGGCGUAUCUCUUCCAGCAGAAGCGCGCACACCGGCGCAGCAGCGGCACACUGCCCGGCACAGGAAACAGACACUCAUGUCCAAGUUGAGUGACUCCGGUUUUGAGGAAGACUUGGGAUCCUCCCCGAUUUCUUCCCCAUCUCGGAAAGAUGUUUCCCCGCUCUGUUCAGACGAGCCCCCUGCAGGACAGCUGUCCAGCUGGUACCUCCAGUACGGUGACAUCGGAUUCAAGAUCCAGAGAGAGAAAGAGGCCCACUUUCACCCCUGCAAGAGCUUGGCCCGACAGCCACAACUGACUGCAGAAGCACGGUGUAAGCUCGUCAGCUGGCUCAUCCCGGUACACAAACAUUUCCGUCUGUCCUUUGAGUGCUGCUGCCUGGCGGUGAACAUCAUGGACAGGUUCAUGGCCUCCACGCCGGUGGCUGCUGACUGCUUCCAGCUGCUGGGAGUAACCGCACUCCUUCUGGCCAGCAAACAGGUGGAGGUGUGCUCACCGCGGAUCAGCCAUCUCUUGUCACUGUGCUGUGAUGCCUUCACUAAGGAGCAGCUCUGCAACCUGGAGUGUCUCAUCCUCCUCCGUCUUAACUUCCGCCUCGCUGCACCCACCCUGGCCUUUUUCCUGGACUAUUACACCAACUGCAUUAAGGCUGCUCAGCUUGAGAUGGAGAACACAGGUAGUAACAGGCACAAAGUCCAGAAUCCAGACACAAAAAGACCCACGCAGUGCAGCAACCUCGCACAAAAGGUGUGCGAGUUGAGCCUGGCAGAUUAUGCUUUCAACAAAUACCCACCAUCUCUGACUGCUCGCUGUGCACUGAGGCUAGCCAGUGAGAUACUGAAAAUUGAAAAAGGGCUUGUUGAGCAUGUAACCAUCCAGUCACAGGAAGACCAUUUGGACAGUUUUGUGGAUGAACUACAUGCCGAACCAUCUGCGAGCUCUGAGCUUUCUGAGGGAGACUCUCAGGCAGUGAAGGGCCACUUCCUGUCUGUGAGUCAGGGCAGCUACAACCACAGUGUGGCCCAGGAAUGCAAAGACAACCUGAAGCUGCUGGUUUCAUUAAACCAGGAGACAUUGGAUGUGAUGUCUGUUAUGUGA